GAACCAUCCUAAGUUCCUAAAAUAACUCUUAAUCACAGGAGUCUCUCCUCCUCCUCAAAAUUUCCCUCCGGAAAGUCAACGAGUCAAAACCCUAGCGAAAUGACGACGUACGGCACGAUCCCGACCUCGUCGUCGCCGGGCGGGUCGUCCUCCGUCUCCGGCGAGUACAUCUCCCGCGCCAAGGACCGCAUCAAGGCCGGCCUCGGCGCCCGCCGCCCCUGGAAGGUCAUGUUCGACUUCCGCUCCCUAAACUUCGCCCACGGCUUCGGCGACGCGCUGACGCGCCUCCGCUACAACGCCGCCUACUUCCGCAUGAACUACGCCAUCAUCGUCCUCCUGAUCCUCUUCCUCAGCCUGCUCUGGCACCCGAUCUCGCUGAUCGUCCUCAUCAUCAUGCUCGCCGCGUGGCUCUUCCUCUACUUCCUCCGCGACGAGCCGCUCGUCCUGUUCGGCCGGACCGUCGACGACCGCAUCGUGCUGAUCGUGUUGGGCGUGGUGACGAUUGUGCUUCUGUUUCUGACUUCGGCGACGACGAACAUCCUGGUGGCGCUGCUGAUUGCGGUGGUGGUGGUGGCGGUGCACGCGAUGCUGAGGAAGACGGACGAUUUGCACGUGGAUGAGGAGAAUGCCGGAUUGAUGACCGGAUCUUCAUCUUAGUUAACUAUUCCAUCCCUCUGUAUUUUUUUUUUCUUUUUCGAAAUUUUUUUUUGGGUUUGAAUUGAAUGAAGUUUGUUGUAUCUACCUCCAAUUGGUUGGGUUUUGUGGUCGAUGAUCCAAUAGUGAAGAUUUGUUUUUGGCUUUGGUGUGGACAAAUGUCAGUGAAAUCUCGUCAGUUCUUCGGAGAGUACCGAAUUUGGGGUGGGCUUUUGCAUUUUUUACUGGAAUUGUUACCGGAGAGAUUGCAGAAUUGGGGUUGAAGUAGUUGAUGGAUUGGGAUGGAAAAAUUAGGAAAGUUUGGACCGUUGAGAACAAUGUUACUAUUUUAGUAGUAUGAUACUGGGAACUCUCGAGUGUACAGCCAA
Messenger RNA from Rosa chinensis, 1022 nucleotides. Its product is annotated as PRA1 family protein F2. The record is from RefSeq and is a predicted model, not a curated record. Gene Ontology annotation, biological process: vesicle-mediated transport. The transcript has a single exon. Gene Ontology annotation, cellular component: endoplasmic reticulum; Golgi apparatus. NCBI's taxonomy places the organism in Eukaryota, Viridiplantae, Streptophyta, Magnoliopsida, Rosales, Rosaceae. Bases 100 to 657 code for a protein of 185 amino acids.